Molecule: messenger RNA, 930 nt
Organism: Microthlaspi erraticum
Lineage: Eukaryota; Viridiplantae; Streptophyta; Magnoliopsida; Brassicales; Brassicaceae
Source: the annotation of a GenBank genome assembly
AUGGGUCAGGAGUCGUUUAUCUACAGCUUCGUCGCGAGAGGCACAAUGAUUCUGGCAGAGUACACGGAGUUCACCGGUAAUUUCCCGUCGAUUGCUGCUCAGUGUCUCCAGAAGCUUCCUUCCUCCAGCAACAGCAAGUUCACUUACAACUGCGAUCACCAUACCUUCAAUUUCCUCGUCGAAGAUGGCUUCGCAUAUUGUGUCGUGGCCAAAGAUUCACUUAGCAAGCAAGUCUCGAUCGCAUUUCUGGAGCGUGUGAAAGCCGAUUUCAAGAAAAGAUAUGGGGGCGGGAAAGCAAGUACAGCUAUCGCCAAAAGUCUGAACAAGGAGUUCGGGCCGGUUAUGAAAGAACACAUGAAGUAUAUUGUUGAGCAUGCAGAGGAGAUUGAGAAACUAAUAAAAGUCAAGGCUCAAGUUUCAGAAGUUAAAAGUAUAAUGUUGGAGAAUAUCGACAAGGCAAUCGACAGAGGGGAAAAUCUAACGGUUCUUAGUGACAAGACCGAGAAUCUACGCUCUCAAGCGCAGGAGUACAAGAAACAAGGGACACAAGUGAGGAGGAAGUUGUGGUACCAGAACAUGAAGAUAAAGCUAGUGGUUCUAGGGAUCUUGCUACUACUUGUUCUCAUAAUCUGGAUUUCGAAUCAAAGCUACGAUCCCGAAAAAGAAAAAGAUAAAACCUUUCAACAUUUGUUUUCUUCAGAGCUCGUCUUCAUCCCUCAAAUACUCCCCAAUAUCAGCUUGGUGAAGCACAACGAUACCAUUCGGAUCCGAUUUCCGGCAGUACCUUCUGCAGGAUCUCCAUAUGAUUUCUGUAGUCGCUACUUGGCACCUAAAGUAGGAAUCGAUGAGGACCCUGUUACUGGAAGUGCGCAUUGUGCCUUAGCACAUUACUGGAGCAUCAAGAUGAACAAGUGUGAUUUCUUAGCCUAA